Molecule: messenger RNA, 2022 nt
Organism: Chroicocephalus ridibundus (black-headed gull)
Lineage: Eukaryota; Metazoa; Chordata; Aves; Charadriiformes; Laridae
Product: interferon regulatory factor 4-like
Exons: 8
Coding region: 431-1699 (422 amino acids)
Biological process (GO): regulation of transcription by RNA polymerase II; immune system process
Cellular component (GO): nucleus
Molecular function (GO): RNA polymerase II cis-regulatory region sequence-specific DNA binding; protein binding; DNA-binding transcription factor activity, RNA polymerase II-specific
Source: RefSeq, a predicted model, not a curated record
CCCUGCGGGGAGCAUGUGGGAGUCCUGAAAGUCUGAAGAAAGCACCUGGGAGGGGUGCACGGGUGCAGGGGAGUCCCCUGUGCUUUCCGGUGGCCUCUCCUGUGGGUGCGAGGUGCCCACCCCCGUCCCCCCCGCCUCUGUCCUCUCUCCCGUGGGUGGCCCUGUCCCCUCGUCUGUGGGUUGUCCUGUUCCCGCUGCCGUGGGUUGCCCUGCGUCUUCUCCCGUGGGUGCAAGGUGCCUGUGCCCUCUCCCGUGGGCUGCCCCGUGUGUCGUCCUCCCCCCCUCGCCGGGCUGGCAGCGCAGCCAGAGCCGUCGGCGUCGGGCGGGAAAGGGAAAGUGAAAGCGGGAGCGGCGCUUUCGCUUUCGCCGCCCCAGCACGUUCCCUCGGGGCGGCGGGGCCGGGCCGGGCCGGGCCGGGCACGGGGUCGCGAUGGCGGAGCCGGGGGGCCCCAUGCGGUUGAAGGAAUGGCUGAUCGCGCAGAUCGACAGCGGCCGGUACCCGGGGCUGCGCUGGGAGAACCGGCACCGGACGCUCUUCCGCAUCCCCUGGAAGCACGCGGCCAAGCAGGAUUACCGGCAGCAGCAGGACGCCGCGCUCUUCAAGGCUUGGGCCAUCUACAAGGGGAAGUACCACGAAGGGACGGACAAGGCUGAUCCCUCCACCUGGAAGACGCGUCUCCGCUGCGCCCUCAACAAGAGCACCGACUUUCAGGAGGUGCCCGAGCGGAGCCAGCUGGACAUUUCCGAGCCCUACAAGGUGUACCAGAUCGUGUCCGAUGGCACCCGGGACACAGAGAAGGAUGGUGACAUGCAGUCCCCAGUCGGUGAGGAUCAGCAGGGCAACGCCACGAGGAGCCCGGAGGAGAAAAGCCAGAAGGGCACGACGGAGACAUGCCACGUGUCUCCACUGCCCUUGCUCUCUGCCCACCCGGCCGAGCGAGGGUACCACGUGAGGGGAGUCUUCUAUGGCUGGAACCCGACCCACCACCACCUUCUCCCUGGACCCCCAUCCUACCUCCCUGUGGAGGAUGUCAACCACUCAGACUGCUGGCUCCACGUCCGACUCUACUACUGCGACGUGCUGGUGAAGGAGGUCACCACCCGCACGGCCGAGGGCUGCCGCAUCACCUCCCGCGCUGUGCCGGCCGACAACGAGCACCUCUACGGCCCCUCCUGCAUGGAGCAAAUCGAGUUCCCCCCGCCGCGGGCGCUCGGCGGCAGUGGCCGGGUGGCCAGCAUGACCGAUGUGCUGGAGAGGCUCCUGCCCCACUUGGAGCGCGGCGUGCUGCUGUGGGUAGCGCCCGAGGGGGUCUUCAUGAAGCGCCAGUGCCAGGGCAGGGUGUACUGGAACGGGCCACUGGCCCCACACAGGGACUGGCCCAACAAGCUGGAGAGGGAAAAGACCUACAAGCUGCUAGACACACAGCAGUUCCUGCAGCAGCUGCGGGGGUACCUGAGCCAUGGACAGCCCACGCCGCAGUACCAGAUCCACCUGUGCUUCGGGGAGGAGUUCCCCACCAGCGCCGGGCACCACUUCCAGAAGCUCAUCAUGGCCCACGUGGAGCCUGUGUUCGCGCGGGAGCUCUUCCAUCACGCCCAGCGCAUGGGGCCGACGCUGCUCCGUGACUCCCCCCAGCCCUGCGCCCCCGGUGCCUCAAGCCACAUCAUCCGCGUCCUCAAACAGCUCUGCCAGCCCUGAGCCCGGGCGGGCGGGAGAGGAGAGCCCAGUCGCGAUGAAGCCUGGGAGUGGGAUGCUCUGCUGCCCCACAGCCCCGCUCCGGCCACGUUCCCCAAACCGGUGUGCAUGGGGCGCUCAGCGCUGCGGGUCCGGACGCGGGCAGGCAUUGGCCGGGGGGGGGCAGACGGCUGCCACCCCCACACAGAUCACUAUAUUUAUUCCCCGGGUGGGAUUUGCUGUGUGCUUGUUUGGUGAGCCGGGGCAGAGCCAGCUCCAUCCUUGUGCCUUGCACCGCCUGGACUCGCUGUUCGCGAACCUUAGAAAUAAAGGUUGUGUUUCAGUAC